Fulvia fulva is the source of this 633-nucleotide messenger RNA. Its product is annotated as Disulfide-bond oxidoreductase. The transcript has 2 exons. Lineage: Eukaryota; Fungi; Ascomycota; Dothideomycetes; Mycosphaerellales; Mycosphaerellaceae. The coding region runs from base 1 to 633 and encodes 210 amino acids. The record is from RefSeq and is a predicted model, not a curated record.
AUGGCCAGAAGAUCUUCUGUACCCUUGAGGACAAACGGCCGCAUCCCCGCCAUCGUCGACAAGACCGGCGGGAAGGAUAAACGCAUUUUCGAAGGCGCUUCUAUUCAACUCUACCUGUGCGAGAAAUACGACAAGGACCACAAAAUUUCCUUCCAAUACGAUUCCGAUGAGUACUGGGAAAUGGUCGAGUGGCUCUUCUGGAUGCAAUCCGGCCUUGGUCCAAUCCAGGGCCAAGCCAACCACUUCUACCGCUACGCACCCCACAAGGACGACUACGCCAUCAAACGCUACCAGACCGAAACAAAGCGACUCUACGGCGUAUUAAACGACCGCCUCAAAUCAGAAGGGACGGGUUGGCUGGUUGGUGGGAAGUAUACCAUCGCAGAUCUUUGUUGCUUCAGCUGGGUUAACUGGGCAGAAUGGGCUGGAAUUGAGACGAGUUCGUUCCCGGAGCUGCAGAGGUGGUUGGAGGCGAUUCAGAAGAGGGAUGCCGUGGAGAGGGGGGUGCAUGUGCCGGAUCGGUUUGAGAUGAAGGAGGCGAUGAAGACGAAGGAGGGGCAGGUGGAGUAUGCGAAGCAUCAUAGUUAUUGGGUUAUGCAGGGCAUGAAGGAGGAUCAGGAGAAGCAUAAGUAG